This is a messenger RNA of Lasiodiplodia theobromae, 1827 nucleotides long. Its product is annotated as MFS transporter. NCBI's taxonomy places the organism in Eukaryota, Fungi, Ascomycota, Dothideomycetes, Botryosphaeriales, Botryosphaeriaceae. Gene Ontology annotation, molecular function: transmembrane transporter activity. Gene Ontology annotation, biological process: transmembrane transport. The record is from RefSeq and is a predicted model, not a curated record. The transcript has 2 exons. The coding region runs from base 1 to 1827 and encodes 608 amino acids.
AUGCAGUCGAUUCUUCAGUACCGACGCUUCGGCCUGGCCGCGCAAGCCCAGAUCCAGCGUGAUCUGGAGAAGGCGAAUACCAUCACCCUCCGCCCUCAACCUGAGCAGUCCCGUGCUCCGUCGGUGCAGUCCGAAAAGGAACGAGGAGAUCUGGCUGGAAAGGAGGAAGAGGAGAAGGCGGACGAGGAGGAAAAAGAGGACACUUUCACACCUGGUCGUUCUACCGACUCUGUUUCCAUCUCGUCCAGUAACUCAUCCACGUCUCAGGAGAUUGAGCCCGUCGCCGUCGACCGCGUCCAUACCGCUGCCACUGUUCGAACCCAGUACACCGCCAGAGCCGCCCUCGGCCACUCCCUGACUGGCAUCGAAGCUCGCGACCGCCGAACCCAUGAAGGCAAAGGAGAGCAGGUUUUCGUUGUUGGUUGGGAGGGAGAUUCUGACCCCCUCAACCCUCGAAACUGGAGCACUCCCAAGCGUGUUGGCGUUACUCUUCAAAUUGCAGCCGUUGCCUUCGCCGUUUGCGCCGCUUCAUCCAUCGACGCCGCCAUCCUGCCUCAGGGCGCAGCCGAGUUCGGAGUCAGCGAAGUUGCGGAAACUCUGGCGACUGGAAUGUUCCUCAUUGGCUUCGGUUGCGGUUCUCUCGUAGCAGGCCCUUUCUCAGAGACUUUCGGACGGAACAUCGUCUACAUGGGAUCCCUCGCCGUCUACAGCAUCUGGAUCAUGGCAGCCGGCCUCGCCCCCAAUUUCGGCGCUCAGAUUGUCUUCCGGUUCCUGGCGGGCUGCUCCGCUUCAACCCCAUUGACUUGCGCCGGUGGGUCCGUGUCGGAUAUGUAUAAUGGCAUUGAGAAGACGUGGGGCUUCCCCCUCUUUGCAGUUGCUGCAUUCGGCGGACCGGUCCUGGGCCCUGUCAUUGGAGCCUACAUCGGACCAUCGCCCUUGAUCAGCUGGCGGUGGUCUGAAUGGAUCAUGCUGAUCACUUCGGGACUCGUGCUUACCAUGCUCUUCUUCUGCAUGCCUGAGACCUUUGCUCCAGUCCUAUUGCAAUGGAAGGCUCAACACCUCCGGAAGAUUACGGGAGACCACCGCUUCCAAGCCGAGCACGAAAUCGUGGAAGCAACCCUGUUUACCCGCUUGAAAAUUGCGAUGACCAGGCCAUUCCUGAUGGUCACGGAGCCCAUUAUCAUACUGAUGACGCUCUACCUGUCUGUUAUCUACAUCGUUCUUUUCACUUUCCUGGACGGCUACGCCUAUAUCUUCCAGAAGACCUACGGCAUCUCGCAGGGGCUGACUAACAUCAUCUUCGUCGCAAUGUUCAUCGGCAUCGUCAUGGUUGUCCUCCUCGUCCCCGUCGUCUAUCGCAUCACCGUCAAAGACCUCAAGCGCGCCAACGCCAAAGGCGCCGCUAUGUUCAACCCGGAAACCCGUCUGUGGUACGCCAUGCUCGGCGCCGCCCCCGCCAUCCCCAUCGCCCUCUUCUGGCAAGGCUGGACCGCGAGGGCCUCGAUCAGCAUCUGGUCUCCCAUCAUCUCCACCGCCCUCUUCGGUUACGGCAUCAUCGGCAUCUUCCUCUCCGCCUACAUGUAUAUCAUCGACUCCUACGAGAUGUACGCCGCCUCUGCCCUCACCUUCGUGACGCUCGUGCGCUACUUCGCCGCCGGAGGAAUGACCGUCGUCGGCAUUCCCUUCUACGAGAACAUGGGGGUGCCCUAUACUUUGACCAUCCUUGCCUGCAUCGCAGCGCUGAUGACGCCUAUUCCGUACGCCCUGUACAAGUGGGGUCACCUUGUCCGGCAGCACAGCAAGUAUGCUGUUACACGAGAGGUGUAA